Molecule: messenger RNA, 4563 nt
Organism: Bursaphelenchus okinawaensis
Lineage: Eukaryota; Metazoa; Nematoda; Chromadorea; Rhabditida; Aphelenchoididae
Source: the annotation of a GenBank genome assembly
AUGUACUCGCCAAGGAUGGUAAGUUUAUCAUUGUAUUUAUGGGCUGAGGAAAGCAGUACAUUACGAUUUUAAAAGAGUCUUGUUAAUAUUUAAGGAAAAUAUUGUUUAGACAUCAUUAGGCAAAGUAAAAUAUUAGUUACUUAAAUAUUUAUUUGCCAUAUGGUCACAGUUGACGUAUAUGGUCACUUUUAUGCACUUGCAACAUAAAAGUGUUCAUUAAAUUUUCUAAAACAUUUAAUAACUUAAACGCAUGGUUAUGAUACUUAGGCUUAGCACACAAUUUAAAUUCUUACCACCAGCCGACUGCUUAAAAUUUGGCAAUUGGUAAAAUUAAAAUAAAAUCGCUGCUGGAGUGCCGUGAAUUUGAUUCUGUAAUCCUUUUGGUCGAGCCACCUAAAUCCUCGAGGGUUUUAAUUUUAAAGUCAAACUCCAUUUUUAAAACGCGGUUUUGAAAUGAAAUUUGAAUUUGCGUUUGACAUAUACGCUGAUAUAGGGACAUUUGUUGUGUUGUUGAUUGCAAUAUUGAGAGGUGAACAUCGGAAGGGGACGCAAGGGGGUGUUAUAUAUAUAUUUUUAAACCAUUUUUUAAAUGUAUCGUUAAAUUAUGCACUCGGAACUCAUUAUUUACGUCGCUUGCUCACCUAAAAUUUCACUUAUUUCGAGAAGGGUUAUCUACCCAUUAAUUAUUUGAAACGCUGCACCCCUGCGGCCAUGUUUGGCCUCGCCGGUCACUAAGGACACACAUCAGGGUAACCUUAAAAAUAAUCCAGGAGAACCGCGCACCCCCACCCGUCCUUGUGCUGUCUUUUUUGCUUAAUUAGACCUCGGAGCGCGCCCUGCCAUACCAGCCCACCCUCUCCCUCCGUCCUUUCAUGGUCGUCGUCGCUUUUGGCCUUAUGGCCACUCAUCAGUCUUUUUUACUAUAGAGACUGUGUUGUUAAAUGGAGAAGAGUUGGGUUUAUGUUAAGUGAGACCGCUUUUACCGCGUUUUUAAUUAAUUUGUGGUUUUGACCAUGUUGAGUUGUUGCUACAUCUUCUAUUUUUAAUUGUUGUAAUUUUUACUGUUUUUAAUGAAUUGUAAAAUAUUUUUAUGAAAGUUUUGAUGAAUAUUAAUUAGUUUUUUCUUCAUCUUAAGGGUGUUUUAAAAGAUUGUCUUUGUUGUCAUCUUUUUCAUUUUUUGCCUACCUUUGAUACUAUUUUUCUUCAAAAAUCAGAAAAUUUAAAAAAAUUUGAUUACAAAUUUACAAAAAGUAUACUUACACAUUCCGACCAUUCUCACCGUUAUUCCUUCAGAGCGUGUUUUAAUAUAACAACAAUUUGGAAGCCUCUUCUCCUCAAAUUUAUUCUCCUAAAAGGUUUUUUUUUGUCUUCGGCGUCACGGCCGAACGCCCCAAACUUGGCGUUCUGUUCUUUUGUGGCCACAAAAAAAGCCGAAAAGAAGAUAUUCUACUCAAUACUUUUUUGAUAAAUUUAAUGCUUUGCCGUGGGGUUGAGAAUAACGAAGUUUUUGCAAAGAAUUACCAUUUUUGUAACUUCUUAACUUGUUGACAAAUUGCAAAUUUUUUAUUUUUGAGCAAUUCAGAAUGUCCUAAGUGAUUUAUAGUGUGUUUAAAACGUGUGUUAAUUUAUGUAUGCUAAUGUUUUUUGAAUGUUUUUGUGAAUGUUUGGUAAUUUUAAGUGUGGACGAUGUAGAUAUUAGUGAGUUUUAUAUAUUUUUCUAAUAUUUAAGAAAAUUUGAAAUUUUUUAACCAGAUUAAAUAAAAAGCAGUUUUUUUUUUAAUUUUUUGCUUAAUAUCGAAUGCUUUUUCAACCUUUUAUAUUGAAAAUAGUCGAACGUUUGUUUUUGCUUUGCACGUUAUCUUGUGUCGUUUUUGCUGUGCUGUUUUACUUAAUUCCAAAACCCGUACCUUAUGAUAAUCACGAAAUUUAAGGCGCCUUGAUUCCGUUUAUACCGUCGCAUUUUCAGUGGGAAGUCGCGACACGCGCGCACAUGCGCGAACUCUCCACCUCACGCGGCGACGUACAAUCCAUCGGUUCGAGUCAAUUGGACGCCAUUUCAUCUACUACCAUGUCACGCUCACAUCCCGCACCAUCUGCGUCCGCCUUGAAUUCGGCCGCUCCGCCGGGUGGUACAGGUGGUGGUGGAGCACAGCCGUAUUGCUGUGAAUGCGCAGCCACACAAAAUCGCUGUUCCACCGAUAUGUGUCCAUGCUUCGCAUCGCGGCGAAUGUGCGACGAACAUUGCGAAAGCGCACGGUAUGUAUUGUAUAAAAUAAGUAGGCUUUAUCAGAGCAGUAGGCUUUGUACUAGUAUUAUGAUAGAAAGCAUUAUAAGUAGUUGGUACUUUUUUAUAUUAUGUCUUUAAUGACCAUUAGCAAAUAUUAAAAUUUCAAGUCAUAUUUUUGUAAUAUUUGCCUGAAACAAAUUUAGCCGGCGAUUGUGUUGUGGGUUUAUUUGAAUAACGCCAUGUUCUUCGUUAUGCCCGGAACAUCUGUUCAGGCAAGCGAAAACACAAAAAUGGACAGGCCAAAUGAGCGCUAUUCAACUUUUUUCGCCAAAAUUUCAAGUGGCUUUCAUGAUUUUCUAGUAGAACAUAAAUAUAAAAAAUGAAACAAUUAAAGUUUUGAAAUUGUGAAUUUAAAAAAAUAUAGUUAACCCUACUGAGAAAGCCAUCGGCAAAUAAAUGUCAACAAAAUUUUUAAAUUUUGGAAAAUGGUUUGAUUCUUAUUUUAACCCUAGCUGCUUUCAGCUACCGUGGUGACUGUCUAAAUCAAGCAAUAUGCAAAUGUGCGUGCGAAGUGGAUCCGGCCAAGCCAGCCAAGAAUGCGUGUUCAAAGUCCGAACGUUGCGACUGUUUACGGAUCAAAGAAGGAUGCUCUAAGUUAUGUGCGUGCAAACAAAUUUGUAAGAACAAAGAACCACCCAAGAAAGUGCUCAAAGUCAACAAACCGACAACCGGCUGUCAAUGCUGUAAAAGCAAGAAACAAUGCGUAAAGAAAGAAUGUCCAUGUCGGUUGAUGUACGAGUUCUGUUCUAGCAGGUGAGAUCAUUUUUUAAGAUCAGUUAUUAUUUUUUAGCUUUAAUAUUUACAUUAAGGUUUUUAACCAUAGUUUUUAAUAUUUUUAAUUUUAUUUGAAAAAAUUCGCAACUUGAAAUUUUAUUUAUCUGUUCAGCUGCAAAUGUUCUGGAGACUGUACAAACGGCCCAGCCAAGUUUCAUGUGCCAAAACACGUCCAAAGCUGUUUUCUGGAACACAAGAAUGAAAGUAGCGGUCUGAUAGUAACACUAAUUGGCAAUGAUUACAUUUAUCGUGGCGACUUUUACCAUGAAAGCAAAAACGAACCACACGUGGAAGAACAACUUGUUGCUGCUAUUUACGACCUUAUCUCUAAAUACAAAGUAGAGUUGUACGAGAUUAUCAUCUUUGUUUCGAAAUCACCUUGUUUCCAUCAGGAUUGCGACCCUAAAUGUGAGGUUGUCGAUGAAUGUAAAAGUAACAAAGCAUGUGCCAAAUUGUUAGGACUGUUGUUGUCCAAAGUUCGGAAGGAAUUGAGCAAGGUGGAUGUGAGAAUGUCAGUUAAGUUUUUGUAUCCGCAUCUUAACAGAGGAGAUUUGUACACGAAACAAGGGAUACUGUCAAUGUUGCAGGUAAGGCUUGGUUUUUACUUGAUGUUUAGGCUUUAUUAAACAAAACCAAUGAUAUUAAGGAAUUUUAUUACAAAAUUUUUUGAAUAUGAACUGAGAUUUCCACAAAUAGCCUAUCUUUUUAUAGGCCGGAAUAAAGGUAGAACCCCUUCUGAUGAAAGACUGGUCCGCUGUUAUGGACUGGUCACCGAACGCUGAUCACAAAGGUGAAUAUCUCCAACUAUGGAAUAAUCAUAACCUUGACAAGUGCAAUGCUCAAUCACAGUCUUUUAUCAACGAAUGUCGACGAGCUUUGGGGCUUUCGAUGAAAUUCUGGGUAGCUGAGAUACACGAAAUCGUAAAGAAUACGAUUUUGCACUACUCUGAGAUACGUUCAAAGUGCAAUGAACUCAAUGAUGCUUUAAAACAGGUAAGAGUUUUUUUAACUAUAUAAAAGGUUUUCCUAACGCGUGACAUUUGCUAAUGACAAAACUUUAGCUUGACCUAACAGCCACCCCACAUAAAAUACGAUCGACUCCAAGUAAACGUCGCAGUUUUACCGGAAUGCUAGAGCUGAAAGAUAAACUACUCCAUCGUGGACAAUCGGACAAAAACAAAAAUGGUAGCAACGUGUCUGUGGCAAGGUAAGCUGCGCUUGUUUUGCAGUUUUAUUACUUACAACUGUGUUUUUAUGACACAACAAAUAAAAAGGCCUAAAAGAAAAACCGUCAUUGGCCCAUUGUUUUUGUAAGUUUAUAACGUAUGCAUUGCAGCGAGGAAGCACACGCCCAAGCUAUGGUCGCCUCAUUCUGUGGACGGUCUUUUGACGACGGUGAAACCAACGAAAUCGCACAACGCAUCAGACGUGCUACCGCCAACAUAAACGUCGAGAUUGAGACAUUGUUGGAGUUUUUGACGCACAAAGGAGCCAUUGGAUAA